Messenger RNA from Ruditapes philippinarum (Manila clam), 761 nucleotides. RefSeq names its product caveolin-3-like. Lineage: Eukaryota; Metazoa; Mollusca; Bivalvia; Venerida; Veneridae. Gene Ontology annotation, molecular function: molecular adaptor activity. The transcript is spliced from 2 exons. The record is from RefSeq and is a predicted model, not a curated record. Gene Ontology annotation, cellular component: caveola. Gene Ontology annotation, biological process: caveola assembly. Bases 79 to 462 code for a protein of 127 amino acids.
GCUUUAAAUUUUGGCAAUUAUCUUCGCAGUGUCAUUUAGCAAAUUGUCUUUGGUGCUGUCGGAUCGUAUAACUCCAAAAUGGGUGAAGUCGAUCUAGUGAACCGAGAUCCAAAUAAUAUCAACAAUCAUUUAACAUGCCAGUUUGAAGAUGUAUUGGCCGAGCCUGAUGGCACACACAGUAUUGACUGUGUUUGGAAACUCUCCUACAGCUGUUUCAACCUGUGGAAGAAGAUAUGCUAUAUAGUCUUUACCACGUUGUGCGGGAUCUGUAUUGCUGCUGAGUGGGGAUGCGAAUUUGCGGCAGUCUCUUUCUGGCACAUCUGGGCAUUCACACCUCUCUUCAAGAUGUUUGACCUCAACUGUAGUUGUUUGAAGAAACUAUGGGCACAAUGUGUCAACUGCUGCGUUGAACCGUGCUGCAUGGCUUGCGGAACCGUGUUCCAUAUGUUCAAGAAAGCUUAAUUUCUGACAAAUUGUAAAAAAACUUUUGAAUUUUGUUAAUGUCAGUAUUGUUGGCAACUUAUGAUGCGACUAUGACUUUUUGUCAGUUUGCAGAUAUUUCUAGGAGAAUGAUAUUAUACUUUGACGACAUAUUUUGGUUUAAUUCGUUUGAUUCAAUUUGAAGUUUUCAAAAAGGAUUCAUACUGGAUGGGAAUGAAAUGUGUCGGCUUUAUCUUAAUAUCUUUGUUGUUCUCUGUUAUCUUUCAUUAAAUUUGGUUAAAAGUGUUUGUUAUCUUUAAUUAAAUUUGGUUAAAAUUCUU